Pteropus alecto (black flying fox) is the source of this 2441-nucleotide messenger RNA. RefSeq names its product transmembrane channel like 4 (gene TMC4). NCBI's taxonomy places the organism in Eukaryota, Metazoa, Chordata, Mammalia, Chiroptera, Pteropodidae. The record is from RefSeq and is a predicted model, not a curated record. The coding region runs from base 137 to 2254 and encodes 705 amino acids. The transcript is spliced from 15 exons. Gene Ontology annotation, molecular function: mechanosensitive monoatomic ion channel activity. Gene Ontology annotation, cellular component: plasma membrane.
UGACAGGUUAUAGGAAGUACACGUAUUCCCUCCCAGGCCACCUGGUUCCCCAGGUACAACCUGUCCCAGUCCCCGCCCUUCCCUCCGGCAAGCCCUGCCGCUGGACCCUAGAGACGGGAACAACUACGCUUGGGCCAUGGAAAAGACCCCUGCAUGGGAACCUGAGGCGAGGGGCUCUACCACGGGGUGGCCAGCACCCUGGGAGCCCAGGGCAGGCCCAUCACUGUCCUCAGUGCUCAGUGAGCUCCCCAGUGCAGCCACCCUUCGGUACCGAGGCCCUGGGGUGUUGCUUUGGGGGGCACUGGAAAAUGAGGAGGAUGAUGGAGAAAGGAGCAUCCAGGCCUUCGCGGAAGGCUUCCCAAAAGAGCUGCGGGACCCCCCUGCCUCCCGGGAGCUGCCCUGGCCCAUGCAGGCCAGACGGACACACAGGCAGAGCUACACCAGGGACCAAGUGGCCCAGGGCUCGGGGUCCAGAGCGGCACACCGGGCCCUGAUGCUUCGGAGGUCCAAGGAGAAGAUGUGGGAAGGCUUGCGCAGCUUGGAGCCCUGGGCAUGGACGCUGAAGAGAAUUGGGGGCCAGUUUGGAGCCGGCACCGAGUCCUACUUCUUGCUGCUGCGCUUCUUGCUGCUUCUCAACGUGCUGGCCUCCGUGCUAAAGGCCUGCAUGACGCUGCUGCCCGCCUGGCUGGACGGAGCUCCCCCGGGUCCCCCUGGCCCUGACCCCUCCUCACUCUGCGGCUCCUACAACCCCCACCCCCAGGGCCUGAUCACCUUCCCAUCCCAGGUCUUCAACCUGCUCUCGGGGGAGGGGUUUCUAGAAUGGUCCCCUCUCUUCUACGGGUUCUACCCUCCACGCCCGCGCCUGGCAGUCUCCUACCUGUGCUCUACCUUCGCCAUCGGUCUUCUGUCCCUGGUGCUCAUCCUGCAUCGCUCGGUGUCCGGACUGAAGCAGACAUUGCUGGCUGAGUCCGGCGUCCUGACCAGCUACAGCCACUGGGUGUUCUCUGCCUGGGACUUUGGCCUCAGCGGGGAUGUCCACGUGCGGCUGCGCCAACGCAUUAUCCUAUACGAGUUGCAGGUGGAGCUGGAGGAAGCAGUGGUGCGGCGCCGAGCUGCGGUGCGGACCCUAGGCCAGCAAGCCAGGGUGUGGUCAGUGCGGGUGUUGCUCAACCUGCUGGUGGUCACGCUCCUGGGGGCAGCCUUCUACGGCGUCUACUGGGCUACAGAGUCCACUGUGGAGCUGCAGGAGUGGCCCCCUGUCCAACAGAUGCCUCUGUUAAAGCUCGGGGUGGAUUACCUUCCGUCCAUAUUCAUCUCAGUGGUCAACUUUGUGCUGCCACCCAUGUUCAAGCUCAUUGCCCCACUGGAGGGCUACACCAGGAGCCGCCAGAUCAUAUUAAUCCUGCUCAGGACCGUGUUUCUCCGCCUGGCCUCCCUGUUGGUCCUGCUCCUCUCCCUCUGGAAUCAAAUCACCUGUGGGGGCAAUACGGAGGCUGGGGAGUGCAAAACCUGUGGCUACAACUACAAAGAACUUCCGUGCUGGGAGACUCGGCUGGGGCAGGAGAUGUACAGACUCCUGCUUUUUGAUCUGCUGACUGGUGUGGCUGUUAUGCUGCUCAUUCAGUUCCCUCUGAAACUGUUCUGUGGCUUCUGUCCCGGGACACUACGUCGCGUGGUGGGGACCCAGGAAUUCCAGGUGCCCGAUGAGGUUCUGGGGCUCAUCUACGCGCAGACGGUGGUCUGGGUGGGGAGCUUUUUCUGCCCUCUGCUGCCCUUACUCAACACAGCCAAGUUCCUACUGCUCUUCUAUUUGAAGAAGCUUGCCCUCUUCUCCGUCUGCUCUCCGGCCUCCCGCACCUUUCGGGCCUCCAUGGCAAAUUUCUUUUUCCCUCUGGUCCUUCUCCUCGGUCUGGCCAUCUCCGCGGUUCCUGUGCUUUAUAGCAUCUUCCUGAUCCCACCUUCUAAGCUGUGUGGUCCAUUCCGGGGACAGUCGUCCAUCUGGGCCCAGAUCCCUGAGUCUAUUUCCAGCCUCCCUCAGACCAUCCAGAACUUUAUCUUUUUCCUGGGGACCCAGGCGUUUGCUGUGCCCCUUCUGCUGAUCUCUAGCAUUCUGAUGGUGUAUACACUGACACUGGCUAACUCAUAUGGACGCCUCAUUUCUGAGCUCAAACAGCAGAUAGAGAUGGAGGCGCAGAAUAAAGUCUUCCUAGCACAGCGCGCUGUGGCGCUAAGCUCCGCCAACAGGGCUCUUUGACCUUCUCAGUCUGGCUCAGACUCUCACUUUCAGAUCCAGACCUGCCUAGACCACGUCAUCUGUGAAAUGAGAGAACUGGAGAAGAAUGUACUUCCUUCCAGCCUUGGGUUUCUGAGAUUUCCAGGGCUCUGAACACUCUGACUGUAAUGAACCUUAUUCUUGUAUCAAUAAACACAGCAGAGACUAC